Zasmidium cellare ATCC 36951 is the source of this 1773-nucleotide messenger RNA. RefSeq lists its product as uncharacterized. The coding region runs from base 1 to 1773 and encodes 590 amino acids. Gene Ontology annotation, biological process: transcription initiation at RNA polymerase III promoter. Lineage: Eukaryota; Fungi; Ascomycota; Dothideomycetes; Mycosphaerellales; Mycosphaerellaceae. The transcript has 2 exons. Gene Ontology annotation, cellular component: transcription factor TFIIIC complex. The record is from RefSeq and is a predicted model, not a curated record.
AUGGCGGACAGCCUCGCCGAAGUGCACGGCGUGCCCGGGCGCAGAAUCGUCGCACUCGAGCACCCAGGCAUCAUCCGCAACUUCGACAACGGUCGCAAAUCGCUUGGCGGCGAGGCGCAACUCAAGCAUGUUCUCGAGCAUCAUGUCGGUGACUCCAAGUUGAGCAGCAAACAAUACCAUCUGCCCGAGCCCGUCGCGGGUGUCUCGUUGCGACCAAAUGACCCUCUCGCCAAAAAGAUACCGUCCACGGGUGUCGAGACGAGGAACGUGCUGGUGAAAGUGACAGUCCCCAAACGCACGGGCAGGAAGCGCAAACGAGGAUCCGACGAGCCUUAUGCGGUACCGGAUCGGCCUGAACAGCAAGACAAUAGCAUCACGGCGCCCCGUCUGAUCAGACGUCUUCGCGACAAUGAAGCCAACUACAGCAUCACGCCAGUCGGCAUGCUGCGAGAGACUCAUCGAUUCCGGAUGCUGCCCGACUUCCAGCUUCGCAACACAGAGCUUCCCAUAAUGCGGCAAAUUCGAGACUAUGCCAUGGUUCCUGACUUCAACAGAUUCAAGGACUUUCGCGUAGAUCUGACGCCCGGAUCAAAAGGCAUCACUGCAUUCCCGGGCCCGCCGUCCUUCAUCAGCACCGACACGCCAUACAAGUACGAGUACUUGCAAGCGCCCGGUGUCGUAUACGUCCAGGACGAAGUUGGCAAUAUCACCUCGAAGAAUAUAUCUACUCCAGCUCGUCGCCUUACGUGGGGUCUGCCGGCUGAUGUUGAUGAGGUUCCCCAAGGUCCUCCUCUCGACAUUCCCAGGCACAGUCCCAAUGGCGAUCUUCUACCGCGAGCCAUCAAGGAGCUACAGAAGAUCUUGGAUGAAAGACCGCUCGUCACGAAACGCGUCGCUCUGAACGCCAUGCCGCCUUGUUCUGAAACGAUCUUCAAAGAAGCUACUCAAUACGUAGGCUACAGCUUCAAGGCCGGCCCAUGGCGCGAUAGUCUCAUCAAGUACGGCGUCGAUCCUCGCAAAGACCCGAAAUACCGCUUUUACCAGACAUUGAUGUUUCAAGUCGACAAAGAAGCGUUCAAGCCCGAGAACGUCGCUGCCAGGGAAGAGGGCGGAGCUGCAUCCAAGAAGACCGCAUCCACAACGUGGUCACGCACACUCCGCCACACCAGAGCCGACCCCACGACGCAUAUCUUUGAUGGCAAGAACAUCACCGCCAAUGGCAAGACUUGGCAGAUCUGCGAUCUCACGGACCCAGUUGUGCAUAAAGUCUUCAACACCAAGAACAUCCGCUCAGAAUGUGACGUCUUUCAGUGGGGUUGGUUCUACAACGCAACCAUGGCCAAGGGACGUACCAUCAUGAAAGACAAAAUGAAGUACCUCUUCGCAGGCAAGACACCCCCAGAGGAGAUCUACGCACCGCUUGCCGAGCACAUGCCAGAUGAGAUUACCAGAGAGAACUAUCACACCGCCGGAUAUCUCGAUCGGAAGGUGUACGGCGACAGAGCGGCGUCGUUCGCUCUUGAAGUGCGAAACAUGAUCAAGGUGAUUUAUGGCAGGAAAGGCGGAAGUCUUCUUAGUGCAAAAGGCGACGGCGAGGAUGACACGGCUAUUGAUUACGACGGCAUUGAUGCGGAUCUGAGAGAGAUCGACGUUGGAGAUGAUGACUCUGACGAGGAAGAAGACCCGGGCGACUUUGGCGAUAUGGAGCAGCGGGUGGAGGAUGGUCAAGCUGAAGGAGGAGCUGAGAACCCCAAAGACGAAGAGGCUGGGUAA